Molecule: messenger RNA, 1248 nt
Organism: Colletotrichum graminicola M1.001
Lineage: Eukaryota; Fungi; Ascomycota; Sordariomycetes; Glomerellales; Glomerellaceae
Exons: 2
Coding region: 1-1248 (415 amino acids)
Molecular function (GO): hydrolase activity
Source: RefSeq, a predicted model, not a curated record
AUGAUUCUUGGACCGGUGUCGUUGCUCGACUGCCUGGUCUUUGUCAUCUUGGCAGUGCCGCAGCUCCUCCUCCAUGUUGGCUUCUUCCGGACACUAGCUGUUGCCAUCAAGACGUUGCCGUUUCUGAUACUUGAGCUGCCAACCUCGCUGCUUCACGAGCGCUUGAUCCUCCCAUACAACCAACGCUCGCCAUUUGUGCAGCGGGCAACCUUCUUCGAAGACGUCGUCAUACGAUGCGUGCGCUAUGCUUUUGCGAACCUGCCCCCCCUUAUCGGCCGCGUCUUCCUCUCCAAGAACGUCUCGCGGCCAUUUCUGAGGUUUCGCAUGCUGCGGCAUGGUUACCUUCGCUCACCCUCCCACUGGAGCGAGUACAAGCAACACGGUGAACAUGGAUUCCAAGGAAUCUGGGUCAUCAAGGAUAAAUCGAAAUCUCCCGACAUCGUCAUCUACUACGCUCACGGAGGCGGAUUUUCUAUGGGGUCCGCAAACUUUUAUCUCGAGUUUCUCCUGUCGUGGCACUCGCUGUUGGUCCAGUCAGGCUACGAGAACCCUGCCAUAUUCGCCCUCGAAUAUACGCUUGUGCCUGACAAGACUUACCCGACGCAGAUGUAUGAGACGUUGAGGGGGUACAAGCACGUCUUGGACAGGGCUGGAGAUCCUCGGAAGGUGGUGGUAGCCGGCGACUCGGCUGGAGGAACAUUGAUUUUGACGCUGCUGUUGGAACUCGGCCACAUGAAUGAAGCCAGGGCUUUCAAGGAAAGAAGCGACGACUCCGCCGCAUCUGACAGCGAGAGCCAGGGGCAAUUACGCAAGGCUUCUGAGUCACCGCUACCUGGGCUCUGCGUGUUGGUCUCGCCAUGGUCCAAGUUGAUCUCCAACAAACAUGAAAAUUCAGCCAGCGAUUUUCUGGAUCGCGACAUGUUGUGGAGGUACGCGUUGCAGUAUGCCGGUACGUCGCAUGCCUACGACAAGUCGGCGUCGCCUGGGCAAUGUGUCGAUCAUCGGGUAUGGGCGGAGGCUAGCCCGCCUUGCGGGUUCUUCAUCGUGUAUGGAUCCGAGGAAGUGUUUGCCCCUGAUAUCAGAGAUCUCAUCAAGGUGCUGGUAAAGAACACCCAAGUGGACAGCCGCUGUGAGGAGGGCGGCAUACACGCCUGGCCCGUGGUUGAUUUGUUCUUGUCGGGCAACGAGAACAAGAGGCUGGAGGGUCUGCGGACACUCACGUCAGCAAUCAGAAAACGCAUUGAAUAG